Suillus subaureus is the source of this 987-nucleotide messenger RNA. RefSeq lists its product as uncharacterized. The coding region runs from base 1 to 987 and encodes 328 amino acids. The record is from RefSeq and is a predicted model, not a curated record. The transcript is spliced from 6 exons. Lineage: Eukaryota; Fungi; Basidiomycota; Agaricomycetes; Boletales; Suillaceae.
AUGUCGCAGCUCCCGGCGCCCGAGAGGCGCGUCCUCUCAUUACAUACAACUCUAGGCUCAGACCCGGUCGAACUCAAGUGUUCUACGCUGUACUACCCCGUCUCCUGCACCAAGGACGGUCUCACACUCGUGUUCACGCACGGACUUGCCGGUCAUAAGGAACAGUACGACCCUGCUAUCGCGCGCCUGCUUAUCGCACGCUCAAACUCGCGCUACGAUCCGAGAUACAGCUGGGAAGGCGAUGUGCACAACGAAAGAUAUUGCGCUUUACCUACAAGCAUUCCUCUCUACUCCCUCGCUCAAGUCCAGCACAGUAGUAGGAAUAGCUCAUUCAGGAAGUUGUACUCUCUGGAUAUUUGCACUCACAUCCAUGCCUCCUUCUCUUACGCCCUUUGCUCUCGUAAUGAUCGAACCCACAUUGAUGUUCCUUCUCUUACUCCUACUGACCCUCGCUCCAUCCACGGAGCCGCAAACGUCCGAGGGUCACUGGCUAAACGCGAUCGCUGGACGGAUAGGGAAGCAUUGACGAAGUGGUUGGUUGGUGGGAAAGGCGUUUGGAGGAAGUGGGAUAAGAGGGUUUUAAGCAGUUAUGUGAGGUAUGGAUUUGAAGAGGUCAACGAGUCCGAACUUGGUGCGGGGAAGAGGAAGAGUUAUGUGACGCCUACGUUGAGGAAGGACGAAGAGAGCCCAUUGUAUGCGUGUUUAUCGCAUACGGUGGAGCCCGAGUCUCUCGGGCGUGCGUGUAGGGCGGUGGAGGAGGCUGGGAGGGGGGUUCAUGUUGUUUGGGCUGAUUUUGAGGAAUUUAUAUCUAAAAUGGCGAAGAAGGAGAUUUUAGACGCUGCGGAGCAUAGGGUAGUGUCUCAGCGGACUAUCAAGGGGGCAGGACAUCUGGUUCCGCAAGAGAAACCAGACGAACUUGGUGAGGCACUUGUCGAGAUCCUGAAUGAGAUUGUGAAUGGUUCGGGGAACACGAAGGCGAAGAUGUAG